Rodentolepis nana is the source of this 921-nucleotide messenger RNA. NCBI's taxonomy places the organism in Eukaryota, Metazoa, Platyhelminthes, Cestoda, Cyclophyllidea, Hymenolepididae. The record is from the annotation of a GenBank genome assembly.
AUGCCAUAUGCGGAAGAGUGCCGAAUGAGCUAUUGUUCAAGUAUUUUCAUUCGAUAUUCCAAUGAUUGCGUUAUUCUUGCUGCCUGCCAGCAGUUUCGUGUUAGGGAUAGUGAAAGCAUUUCUGCCUUUAUUGCGUCUGUUUCGGAACCUAUUAUCGAAAAUAGUAAAUCUAUCCUAUUUGGGCCUUUUCAGCUCUCAUAUCCCCAAAUUAAUGUUCAAUUUCGCGCUGCCGGGUUGAAUCCAUUCAACUGUUCAUAUUCCUCAAUUCAUGAUUUCUCCUCGCGUGGAAAUACGCCGCGUAACUAUGACUUUCUGAACCCUUUAUCAGAGGUUAAAAUUUGUGUUCUUCUUCCUCAACACUUGGACCCAACUGAUCGCACAAUUGAUGGUAUGUUUUUCCUUUUGCACAUCUUUUUGUCUUUGCACCCUGUUCUUUUCCAAUAUUUGGAAGUAUUGCAACGCUUGAAGUCUCUACAGGCUACCUUGGAUCCAAAUCUAUCGAUUGUGCCUCCCACCUACUCUGGACUGUUAAUCAACCCAUCUCCUGAUGGAGGAUUUGCUCUCAUUGGAUUAUUUUUUCACAUCGGUGUGGAAGGCAAUGCUAGACAACUUAUCAAGCGUCUUUAUGACCUCUCGGUCUAUUUGGUGAGAUCUCGUUGCUUGCAAUACAGUCGUGAGGAUAUUACUAGGAUAUUUGGCGAUUCAACUCUUGCUAAACACUCUGCAUUGGGUCCCGUUAUCAUGCUUCAAUUCUACGGUCCUCCGGGGAUAGCAGUUGGCCAAGUUUGCCAAGGUGUUGGAGAUGAACUAGUGGGAAGGGAGCACAUCGAACCCCCAACUCUGAUCCACGUAACUCUGGAUUCUACUACUGCCUCAAAGCAGGCGGAUAUGCUCUCGCACUUUCCAGUUUCUAGAGCUUAA